AUGACGCUUUGCGACGAGUGCGACAACGAGGGCCCACUGCGUUGCGUUGGAUGCGGCUCAAGCUGGUACUGCUCGAAAGAGUGCCAGAAGAAGGCGUGGUCUCUUCACAAGAUUCUCUGCAAAUCUGUCAAGGAAUUCCAAGAUCGACCCGAAGCCGAAGAACCUGGCGAAAAGUACACUCGCGCGAUCUAUUUCCAUCCCGAUGAAGGGGCGCCACGAUUCGUUUGGCUGAAGACUAUGGACAAGGAUGGAGAGUACGGACACCCUUGCCUCACAGCUUGCCCCGGUGUGCUAGCCGCCAUCAACGAGAAGGAAGCAGAGUCCGGAGAGAACAUUGGUAUGACAAAUAUGAGCAUCCGGCAUAACUACGCGCUCGCCCGUCCUCUCCCAUACAACUUGUUCUUGUCUUACCGUGAGAACUUUCUCCACGAUGGAUCGACACACAACAUGGCCAUCGACAAGAUCAUCGACUCCCAUUCUGCUCACCUGCACGCCUGGCGGGGUCCAAUGAUUGCGUAUGGGACUGAUGCCUUCGAUGACGUCCCUUUCAGUCAAGAUCCGUGCUACAGCCAAGAUCUCGGCCCUUCCGACCUUCGGAUCAUCGCACACAAGCUCAACACAUACUACUUCAAGUACGAUGUUGGUCCGACGAUCGAUGAUGUGCAACAAGAGUUGAGUAGCGUAGUCGGUGUACGAAUCAACUGCGAUGGUGAUGUCGAAGUUGAAGGCCGUCCUCGCUAUGAGCCUAUGGAACUUCCAGCCUAUCGUUCGUUCUUUCAUGCAGCCACCGAUGUUUCAAAGCACAUCGAACUACCCUUCACUGUCCAGCGCAUUCCAGGAAGUGUCGCCAAAUAGAAAAAGCGACCGGAGACCCCGUCAGGUAAGACGUCUUGGGUCAAUGUCGCGUGUACCUUUC
Alternaria rosae is the source of this 916-nucleotide messenger RNA. RefSeq lists its product as uncharacterized. NCBI's taxonomy places the organism in Eukaryota, Fungi, Ascomycota, Dothideomycetes, Pleosporales, Pleosporaceae. The transcript has a single exon. The coding region runs from base 1 to 855 and encodes 284 amino acids. The record is from RefSeq and is a predicted model, not a curated record.